AUGACGACAACCAGCCGCCGCUCGACUGAGAGCCCCUCUCCGGGCUCCCCUAACCCAUUCUCGCGAAUUGCACACAAACUCGCCGCGCUCCGCCACGAUCACGACGCCAAAGCCACAUCGACCGUCAGCCUCGACCGCGCCCGCAAAUCUCCCCGUAACAGCAGCAGCACUACAGACAGCAGUGACAAGGUGCCCCAACUCGACCUGCGCAAUGGUGUCAAUAGCGCCCCCGACGUCCGGCCGAGGGCAAACACUGCCGCCAGCAGUACCUCUUCAACGCCACAAAGCCCGCGAAGUACACCAAGUCAGCCCAGAACCGACGAUGAAGACCCUGAGACCCCCGAGGAGCACAAUCGCUAUGGCGCAGAGCUCCAUCACCCAGCCAAGCUGGUGACGAUUGCUGAAGCGUCCGGCAUGCCCGUUGACUCUGUCGUCACAUUCAGAGCUCGAAUCCACACACAACGCCGAAUGUCGAAACAUCUCGACUUUCUCCUGUUCAGGGAUCAAACGCAUACCAUCCAGGGCGUGCUGUCGCACACUCACCCAAACAUGGUACGGUGGGCUCAGCACCUCAAUCCCGAGUCCAUUGUCCAGGUCACCGGCACGCUCCAGAAGCCUGUGCAACAUGUUCGCUCGGCAUCUCACAGCGGCGUUGAGAUCAGUAUCGACACCAUGUAUCUUGUCAGUCCUGCGCAUGACUUGGCGUUCAGCAACUACAAGGCACCGAACACGAUGCACCAUCGUCUCGAAGCGCGCGUUCUCGAUCUGCGGCAUCCAGCAAACCAGGCUCUCUUCAGGGUCCGCCACACCAUCACCCGGACAUUUCGCGAAUCGCUCGAGAAACAGAACUUCAUGGAGAUGCACACCCCAAAACUUCAGCCAGCGGCUACGGAGAGCGGCGCGUCCGUGUUCAAGGUGAACUACUUCGGUCGCAGAGCGUUUCUCGCCCAGAGCCCACAGCUAGCCAAGCAAAUGGCCAUCUCGGCAGAUUUCGGUCGAGUUUACGAGAUUGGCCCCGUGUUCAGAGCUGAAAAUUCAAACACACAUCGCCACCUCACCGAAUACACCGGCCUCGACCUGGAAAUGACUAUCCAAGACAACUAUCAUGAGCUCAUCAAGGUUCUCGACCGUGUGCUCAAAGACAUUUUCACAGCAGCUCAGGCCAUGCCGGAGCUUGAUGUGGUCCGCGAGCGAUGGCCGAGUUCUCCGAUAGAGUGGCUGGAGGAGACUCCAAUCAUUCCUUUCGCCCAAGGCAUCCAAAUGCUGCGCGAUGACGGAAGAGAUGUCGAAGAGGAGGAUUUAAGCACUCGCGACGAAAUUCGUCUCGGUGAGCUCGUCAAAGAAAAGUACAAGACCGACUACUACAUCCUCGACAAAUUCCCAAAGAGCGCGCGCCCGUUCUAUACGCACAAGGCGGAGGACCCUAAGUGGACCAACUCUUUCGAUAUUUUCGUCCGAGGACAAGAGAUCUGCACUGGUGGCCAACGCAUCAAUGAUGCGGCAGAACUACGGGCAAGCAUGGUAGAUGCUGGCAUAUCCGAGGACGACAUGGCCGAGUACCUUACUGCGUUCGACCUAGGAGUACCCCCCCAUGGUGGCGCAGGAUUGGGCCUGGACCGACUUGUGACCCUUCUUCUCAACCUCGGCGAUAUUCGAUACGCGACGCUCUUCCAUCGUGACCCGAAAUCGCUGCCGGCGCGUCCUCCCGGUCUGCCACACCCCAACGCCGACACGACAAAGCCGCGGCCUGGUCAUGACUUCCCAGCCCUAGAAGAUCUCAUCGCCAACUAUGGCGACGCCUCCAACACCUCAUGGCUUGAUGAUCGAUUCCAGAUCUGGCGUCACCACACCGGUGCGGCGGUUGGGUACGUGAAGCAAGGAAGGCUUGCCAUGGUCAUUGGCGAUCCUCUCUGUGACAUGCGCCAGUAUGCCGAAGUCAUUCCGGCCUUCAUCGACUUCACGGCACGUGAGCUUAAGCUGACACCGAUUUGGAUGCUCGUAUCAGAGGAGGUUCACGAAGUUCUUGGCCACGAAUUGGGAUGGCGCACCCUCAGCUGCACAGAGGAACAGCGUACUGAUGCCGACCAGCACACGGGACCCCACGGCCAACUUGCUCGCCGGGUUGAGCGUGAGGGUGUCAAGAUUCGCGAACUUCGACCUGAUAGCGCGUUCAUUGACCGCGCCAACACAGCAAUUGAAGCUUGGAGGUCGACGCGCAAGGGCAAGCAAGUUCACCUGACAGAGAUUCGGCCCUGGGUGGAUAUGUCGCAUCGUCGCUAUUUCGCUGCCGAGAAGGGCGACCAAGUCCACGGGCUUGUUGUGCUGGCGCAACUAGCCCCCAGGCACGGUUGGCAGGUCAAGUGGGCGCUCGACUUCCCCGGCGCGCCAAACGGCACCAUUGAUGUACUCAUUGAGACAGCUCUGGCGAGCAUCACUGGCUCCGUCACGUUUGGUGUCGGUGCCAGUGAGAAGCUGACACCGGGUGAGCAGCUCCACGGAACGAGGGCCAAGUUCCUGGCGAAGACGUACGAGGCUAUUGUUAAGAGCCUAGGCUUGAACAGAAAGACAGAGUUUAGGAGAAGUUUGGAGUGCUAG
Verticillium dahliae VdLs.17 is the source of this 2595-nucleotide messenger RNA. Its product is annotated as aspartyl-tRNA synthetase. Gene Ontology annotation, biological process: aspartyl-tRNA aminoacylation. The transcript is spliced from 2 exons. The record is from RefSeq and is a predicted model, not a curated record. Bases 1 to 2595 code for a protein of 864 amino acids. Lineage: Eukaryota; Fungi; Ascomycota; Sordariomycetes; Glomerellales; Plectosphaerellaceae. Gene Ontology annotation, cellular component: aminoacyl-tRNA synthetase multienzyme complex; cytosol; cytoplasm. Gene Ontology annotation, molecular function: RNA binding; ATP binding; aspartate-tRNA ligase activity.